Messenger RNA from Penicillium paradoxum, 1347 nucleotides. RefSeq lists its product as uncharacterized. Gene Ontology annotation, biological process: cellular response to ionizing radiation; DNA repair; DNA replication checkpoint signaling. The record is from RefSeq and is a predicted model, not a curated record. Bases 1 to 1347 code for a protein of 448 amino acids. Gene Ontology annotation, cellular component: checkpoint clamp complex. The transcript is spliced from 7 exons. NCBI's taxonomy places the organism in Eukaryota, Fungi, Ascomycota, Eurotiomycetes, Eurotiales, Aspergillaceae.
AUGACAUCGCUUUCAUUGUCCCUCGGCCCACCAGCCUUAGUGCGGCUACACGACGCCCUGAUAUGCCUGUCCAAAUUCAGCGAAACCGUCGCCAUCGAAGCAGAGCCAGGUAUUCUUCGUCUCAGUGCUCUUAAUCUAACUAAAACGGGGUUUGCGUCCUUCGCGUUCGAGAAGGAGGUUUUCUUCGAGGCGUAUUCUUUCCAGUCUAAAGGUGAUGGUCGAAGUGGGAGUGUUUCGAUGGACAGGUUCUACUGCCAGAUCCUGAUCAAAGCACUUUUGUCUAUUUUCCGUGGGCGAAUUGACAGAAAUAAGGAUACGGCUGUUGAACGUUGUGAUAUGGAAUUGCAUGAAGAUCUGCAGCAGACUGAAUGUAGACUCACUGUGAAGAUGAUAUGUGGGCUAGGCGUGAUCAAAUCAUACAAGCUUACUUACGAGCCAGCGGCGAUCCAGCAUGCUGUUUUUGAUAAAUCAAAAGCUACCAGCAUGUGGACUGCAGAUCCAAAAUUCCUCAAACAACUCAUUGAGCACUUCAGCUUAUCUGCCGAGCAACUAGACAUGUACUCUGAUUCCGGCAGAGCGGUGUUUACGAGCUUCACAACUAAAAUCACCGAGGGAAAGGAAGUACUCAAACACCCGGUCCACACAUCCGUGGCAGCAGACAAGCGCGACUUCCAAACUUAUGUAGUCGAAGACAACAUGCACGUCGCAAUCAAUCUAAAAGACUUCAAAGCUGUAGUUGCGCACGCCGAAACAGCAAACGCCACUGUGACAGCACGAUACACUCGACCCUGCAAGCCUCUGCAACUGCAAUACCAAUUCGAGGGUAUCAAUGCUGAGUUCACGGUCAUGACUCGCGGCCAGGCGGAUAGCGAUGAUGCACCUAGUUCAACACGAGCGACAAUCCCACGGGAGACACCACGACAGACGCCUGCGCCUGUCAUAAUAUCCAACAGGUCUCAGGCACCUGUGACACCAAGUAUACAGAUGCCUCCGCCGCCACCGCGGAGCAGAUCUAUUCGUCCUUUGAAUGGAACAUCAACGCAGGAGAACCUGAGCCAGAAGGCUAGUACGGAUCGGCCGGUGGCGUCUGGGCUUUCGAUGGAAUUUGAUAGCCUUUUCGUCCCCGCUGAUGAUGACCGGCAGUGGGAUGAGAUGAAUGAAGAAGAGGAGCCGCAGGAUAUUCUUGGGUGGGAUGCGUCGGGAACACAGGACGCAUUGGGAGCAUCUCUCCGCGAUGCGGAGCCUGUGGUCCUGAAGCAGGAUGGCGCAGAAGAGCCAGAUGAUGAGAUGGGUCUUCCGCCGACACAGCGAUUGUCUCAGGUCCGCCACUAUGGUCUUUUCGACUGA